Gigantopelta aegis is the source of this 5215-nucleotide messenger RNA. Its product is annotated as protein FAM43A-like. Bases 409 to 1440 code for a protein of 343 amino acids. The transcript has 2 exons. NCBI's taxonomy places the organism in Eukaryota, Metazoa, Mollusca, Gastropoda, Neomphalida, Peltospiridae. The record is from RefSeq and is a predicted model, not a curated record.
AAGAUGUCGCCAGGUCGUACGGUUGUCUGCAGUAAUGGCUGAACGACUUCUGUCGUGGACUCUGUUUACCGGAUCUGCUCUCGUUCUGUGAAUCCGCAUAACGAUAACCGAACGUUCGUUAGAGGUAGGUGAUCGUUGGUUUUUAUUUUAUAACUCUAUCAAAAGACGCCGACAGGACAGGUAACAACGCUAAUGUCAGAUGUGUCUUUAGUCGACUGCUCUGUUGUGAUAUCGUUGAACGGUGAAAAAAACGGGGAAGAAAAACAGAUAUGCGGUAAAAUCGUAGUGAGAUUCUUCUGUUGUUAAAGCGGAGCUGUUUAAAAUUCACGUUGUGCUUACUGUUGCUGGAUUCAUUUCUAGUGUAGUUGUGUAUAAGUUUAUAAUUUAUUUAAAACCAAGCAGUGAAUCAUGAGUUUUUUCGGUUGGAAGAAGAAACUGCCGAUUAGCGAAGAGGACCCGUCGUACAAGGUCCGGUAUUUGGGAAAUGUUCAGACAGCGAUGAUGAAAGGCGACGGCUGCGUCGACAAACCCGUGGGGAUUAUCUGGAACAACUACAUGCGCAGCGCCCAUCCCGGCCUCGACAUGAGGCUCGUCAUCACCGGGUCCGGCCUUCAGGCCCACACCAAGGAGCAGGGCCUCACCGAGUACCGAUCUCACCGCGUCUCGUACUGCAUCGCGCACCCGAAGUACCCGCGGGUGUUCGUCUGGGUGUACCGCCACCAGGGCAAGAAGAUGAAGAUGGAACUAAGAUGCCACGCGGUUCUGUGCAAAACGGAGGCCAAGGCCAAAGCUAUGGUGUUACAACUUCAGGAAAAGCUGUCUUUCGCUCUGAAGGAGUUCCAGAGGGAGAAGUUACGCAAACAGAACUCCAGGUUCAUCCUGCUACGCACGAACUCGCUCCCGAGGACCGGGUCCGUCCUGCCCAUGAGGAAAGUGAUGCUGAGCACGGCGAACAACUUCAAGCCGGCGUCCAACAAGUCGAACUCUGCUCCUAAACUAGGAGCCAUCUCCGAGGACGAGGAGCACAGCUUCGAGGACUGCUCCUUCGACGAGAAUUUCUUGGAGUCUGAUUUCGAUGAUAUCGAGGAGGAGAUAGACGAAAACGAGAACUUGGAGAGCGCCAGUGAAAUGAUUGAGGCGCUAACGCUUCACGGACAGAGUUCUGUCCCCACCGGGACGGCGGAUUCUUUACUUAUUGACGUGGAGAUAGGGAACGACAUCGCCGAGCUCAGACAGGACUGUGAUGUGCAAUACUGUCUGAGUCACACGGACUCGGACGAGGAGAGCGCCGAGUCCGGAUUUCACGACCAGGACCCCAGGGACGGAGGGAUGUGUUCCGGGGGUGUGGGGGAGAAACCGGACGAGGAUGAAGUGAGCGUGUGCGAGCUGCCCACUCCGGAUGUGCAGAGUGCCCACGAGGACGAGAUUACCAGCUUCUAGACGCAGAAUCAAAGACGCAACGUAACCUCCGUUAGCAGCAAUGGAAGAUUCCGAGACACGAUGAAUAGAAAGAGAGAGAGAAAAAAAUCUGUAGGCCAAUUCUAUUUCCAGGGAUAUGAGGACCCUUUCCUGAAUUAUUUUUUUCAUAAUGUAUUGAUGACAAAUGGAAGCUGUAGCGCAUCAUGGCCUUGUAUGGAUUAAAUAUUUCUAAAAACAGUUUGUGAACCUCAAUAUCUCCUGCUGCUGUGUGUGUGUGUUACGCUGAACGCAUCCUCCAACCCCCAGGGUACGGUCCUGUGAUUGACACAUUCGUUAACAGUUUGUUCUGUGGUACGUUCACAAUCGACCCACCGUCUGGAUACGGACUUUCAGUGGCUGGUUUCUUCUCCAGUGUGUCAUGAAAAUCGCUGAUGUAUAACAGUCAUGGUGCAAGCAAACACUCAACGAACGUUGUGACUCGAUACUUGACCUAGUGAUGCAUUGAAGACUAAUUCUGUGACUUCAUUGAAGAAAACAACACCAAGGUCUCGUGCUUAUAAAACUGAAAACUGAGACUCGAGACCUUUAACAAAGUUUCGCUCAUACAUAUAGCACGAGGUUUACUAUAUGUUAAACAUCAAAAUAACUGUACUUUAAAAUGUGCUGAGGUGUCGUUAGUUAAACAUGAUUCUCAUCCUGUAUUAAGGCUUUCAUUAAGGUCUGAUGAUUUUACUAAACUCUGUUGAGCCCCAGGCACGGCGGAAGCAAGUAGACAUUGGGGGAGGGGGGGGGAGGGCGCUGCGCCCUCGAUUUCAGUCAGCCCCCCAAUCUCAAAGUGUUUAAGGGGGUAUGUUCCCCCGUAAAUUUUUGCUAAACUAGAUGUCCUGAAAUGCAAUUUUUUGCAUUCUGCAAGUAAAAUUCAUCUUUGCCUUAAGAUUUACUACCAAUAAUAUUUUUGAUUCAGAAUCAAUGUGCUCCGCCGUGUUUUAAAGUUGUUGUUUUAAAAAAAAAAAAAAAAAAAAAGCUUCUAUCUUGCUGUCGGGAUUUCGGUUUAUAACAUUUAAUUGAGCCUGGUGGUAGGGUAUAUUUUCUUUUGGGGGACACUAGUGGACAUGACAUUGGUAUUAAUUUAGAAAGAAUUCAAGAUCAAAAGAUCAGUGUUUUUUGUCGCUAAUGGUGUAGUUGCCAGGCUAUUAUGUAUGUUCAGUGUUAAAGUCACUAGUGAUCAAACAAUCUAAAGACAUUUUCAGGGCCGUAGCUAGUGUGUGUGUGCGGGGGGGGGGGGGUUAAGGGGGGCAGUUGCCGAAAAAAAUCCGGGAAGCUUUAAAGAAACUUAAAGAAAAUUAUCUUGUUAACUGUUUAAGGAGUUUUAGACUAUUAACUACUCAGUUGCCCGCCCCCCCCCCCCCCCCCCGAACAAAAAAUCCUAGCUACGGCCCUGAUUUCUAUUUUGUUUAAUAUUCAGGAUCAAAGUUCCCUUUGUCACUAAUUAUGACAGUAUGCGACAUAAAAAUGUUAAGAUACCUCCCUCUCACAUGCGCACAUACACACCCACGCACGCGCGCGCGCGCACACACACACACACACACACACACACACACACACACACACACACACACACACAGACAACCUACACUGAUAUGAUUGAUCGUUUUGACAAAUACGAUUGAAACAACCACCCAUCUUGCGUGCACCCGUGUAAAUACAUAUAUCAUGGCUAAACCAGGAAACGUAACGAGUAAAAACACAACAAAAGGUUGUAUCUUAUUUUUGGAAAUGCUUCAGGGAAACUCGAUGACUGAUGACGACAUCUGAGUAAUAGAAGGCUAUGACUUAAGACUAGGUCACACCGGGUCAUUCGCUUGUGUAACCCAGAUAUGUAAAAUAAAAGACAAUUUUGUAAUCUUAAAUUCUCUCGUCUGCUUAACAACCAGUUUUUUGUUGUUUUUUUUGAAACGUCGCGCUGCGUGUUAGAAUGAGGAACUUCACGCGGUCGCGAUAUUUUUUGAGCAGACAAUAAUUUUCUUCUUUUCUUUUUUUGUUUUGUUUCGUAACACAAAACUUGUCCAUGACACACAACGGGUUCUGAGAUUUUCGCGGACCCGGAUCUCAUUGUUUUGAAUUGGAGACAGAAAUGAGUCAACUUGUUCCUUUUCAGAAAAAAAGUCCACAAAAAAACUAAACAAAAACGAAAGGUGCGUCAACACAAUACGAUUGCCUCAUACGUGAAUAGCCCAUUACAUAGCAACUGGUGAAAUCGUAAUGUUUGUCUUGUCACAACCGGGUACUAUCGUACACGGCAUUCGUAUAGUAUGACGUCGCCUUUAGUCCAAAUUGCACUAUUUAUAAUAAAAUUGCAAAUACUUUGAAAUUAUUUAUCUCAUCCCUUAAAUAUUUGGCCAAACUUGUAUUUUCAGGGUCGAACCUAGUCAAAAAUAACUAUUGCGGGGGUGGGGUGGGGGGUAAAAUUAAAAGAAGGACACAAUAGUUUGGGAUUUCCAUUGGCCUUCAAAAAUCACACUUUUAAAUUAAAAAGGGGAUAUUUCUACAUACCCGUAGCCACUAGGCACGCAUCUGUAAACCUAAAAAAAACAUUUUUUAAAAUGACGCUAAAACACUAUAAUAAUGAAUAUACUCUCAACCGCUUCCGGCAUCGCCACUCCCAUCCAUAUCAUGCCAUCUGUGCAAAUCGAUUCUUUUUUGUCAUGAAAAUCGUUUUUCAUUUACGCGGAACGUGGAAAACACUCAUAAAACAAAUUGAUUCUAUGUUUACCAAUAGCACUGAUUUUACUCGAGCUGCGUAGUUUGCCUACCCCUGCUUCUAACGGCCUAGUUAAAGGCAUACUGUCACAGAUUUAAGGAACUUAUUUCUCCAAAAACUGAUAAUACAUAAAUAUUACAUUAAUUUGUGAAAACCAAAUCUACUUAUCACAUCACCUUAACUGAACUAUGUUGAAGGGAAGUCCAUGUCAACCCUCUUGGCAAUAUUAGUUUUUGAAUUAUGGACCAUUGCCAUAAUUCAAUUAUUUUUUACGAAAUAUCAUUAAUAGGUGAAGUAUAGUGGUUACGUAGAUGGUUGAAUAAAGUACAUUUAGGUACAAAUUAAAUAUAUAUUUUUUCAGGUAAUACUUUGUUAGGCCAUUUAAUAGGCCAGUGGUCUGUGACAAUAUGCUUUUAAGGAUGAUAUUGUUUUUAUUAUUGUUAUUUUUAAUAUAUCUUUGUCAUGAGGUAAUAAUAAUUAAAACACUUUUUUCUCUUCUUUUUGUUUUUUGUCAGUUCAGAUUUGGGGGCUGGGGCGAAAACAAGACAAUACAUUUAAUUGAACAGACUGUAUAUAUACGACACGUGAUGGUGUAUUUUCUAAUGCAUUUUGUCUGUUUAUAUAAUUAUAUGUAAUUUGUAUAUAUACGUAUAUGAAAAACUGUUCCCAUAUUUUUACUUUAAUAACUUAUUAUACCUAUUCAGUGUAAUAUGUAUUAAUUAAUAUUUGAAUGUUACUUGGAGAGAAAUAGAUAUUUAGCGAAAAAAGAUGUAAAUAGUUAUGGACAACAAUUGCGUGUAUGUGUACGUUGUAAUUGGUCACUAAAAGCCCAGUGCAAUACAUUAAACCAGCUGUUGUUAACAGAAACAAAUUAUCGAGUACAUUCGAUAAUUUCUGUUACCAUACUCGCUAAUUUUCGUGAUAAUUCGUCUGUGUAAUAAGUGUUACGUAAAUUAUCGAGUCUGCUGUAACGACACUGUGUGUAAAUAUGUAAAUAUUUUUGAAUAUCAUGACACCAAAUGGAUUUCCCUCAUU